Triticum urartu is the source of this 818-nucleotide messenger RNA. NCBI's taxonomy places the organism in Eukaryota, Viridiplantae, Streptophyta, Magnoliopsida, Poales, Poaceae. The record is from RefSeq and is a predicted model, not a curated record.
CGGGGCGCCGCCAACAGCGGCGGGUGCUGGAAGGAGACAAGGCACGGCAAGACCUUCUCCGCCUGCAAGGGCUCCGGGUCGCUCAGCGGCUGCGAGUGCUCGCCGGGGUUCAAGGGCGACGGCCUCACCUGCGAAGACGUGGACGAGUGCAGCGAGAAGGUGGCGUGCACCUGCCCGGGCUGCUCCUGCAAGAACAACUGGGGCGGGUACCACUGCAGCUGCGGCGGCGGCGGCAACCAGGUGUACAUCCAGGCCGAGGACACCUGCGUGGGGAAGAGCGCGGCGGCGAUGGGGUGGAUGGUGACGGCGCUGGUGCUGUCGUGCCUCGCCGGCGCCGGGCUCGCCGGGUUCGCCUUCUACAAGUACAGGCUCAGGCGGUACAUGGACUCGGAGGUGGCGGCGAUCAUGUCGCAGUACAUGCCUCUGGAGAGCCAGAGCAGCAGCGGCGAGAACCGGCCGCUGAGGGAGGAGGCCGUGGAAGCAGCAUAGAUAGCCAGGCAGCUGUAAGAUUUCAAGGUAGAAUUCAAACAAAUGGUGAAUACCAUGUGGCGCACAUGAAAGAGGUUGCUUAUAGCUUUACCUGACAGGACAGAGGCAGGAGCUCUUGCAUUUUCCUACUUGUUGCCUUUGUAGACAACUGUGCCAGAUAGAUCUCGAUACGGUUUGCACAUAGCAGCUAUGAAUCUGCACAUUGCUGUACAAAAUUUGAGAUAAAGAUGUUCACUGCAGGCUGGACAAGAAUAGCUGCUGCUGGUACAGAUUUGUUAUAGAGCUGAACAAGCAGAACACCAGGCCAUUUUCUGAUUUUGUGGCAUCAA